Messenger RNA from Owenia fusiformis, 1976 nucleotides. NCBI's taxonomy places the organism in Eukaryota, Metazoa, Annelida, Polychaeta, Sabellida, Oweniidae. The record is from the annotation of a GenBank genome assembly.
CAUCAUGACCAUCAAUGCUUACACAACAAUAGUAGUCAUGGAUAUCAUUGUUUUGAUUGUCAAAGUGGUUACUAAAAUCGAAACAGUUUCAAACCUCAACAAAACGGACACAGGGACGGACGUACAUUUUCUAGCUGACAUCAUAUUCCGCAAAAUGAAUCCAUUCGUCUUUGAUUUGGUUCCCGAGGAGUUUGGUGCCAUAACAGCGAAAGGUACAAACAAUAUGGUGCAUACGAUUGGAAAAGGCUUUUCGACCUUGAGACGUAAAUGCAAAAAACCAAAGGCUUCUAUAAAGGGACGUUCAAAGGAUGAGGAAGAGGACGGAAAAGUUAACCUCAAAUCCGUUAUGUCUGAAAGCGACGUCGAAUAUGACGACAUUCUUACUCCACGGGAACAAUGGGAACCCUCUAUCGAUAAGAAUACCAGUACAGUCGACACUGAAGUGCGGUUUCAUGAAGUAAUGAACACAGAUGACACUCUGAAAAUAUUCGAUUAUGAUUCAAAUGGCGCACUGAGAGGUAUUGAGAUGCAAAACAUAAACAAUGAUUAUUUGUCUGAAGCAGUAACAGAUGAAAUGGUAAAGAUCUUUAACUACGAUGAAGAUGGUUUAAAAAAACAAACAACAUAUGUUCCCCUCGGGAACGAUACACUGUAUGUACCAAAUCAACUCUACCACGAUGACAAUACGACGAUAUCUCCACACCAGCCAACAGAAAUAUUUACGAUCAAAAGUGACAUUAGAAAUGCAUUUAGUCGUUUAAUUCGACCGUCUUCUAGUUCCAGAGGAACACUCAGCAAAUAUUCUGAAACUUCAGAUACAAGCCAUACUUCCCAGGAAAACAGAAAUUCACCAUCGAGGGCAGGGCUGGAGCCAAAAUCGCCACCAAUUAAAAAGUCGAUGCGAAUAGGUCGCAAGUCCAAUAAAAUAGGGAUAGCACCACAUGAUGAUAACACGAUACAAGGUCCAAUUUCGUUAAAGCACAAACGAUCCGGUAAGCAUAUAUCAAGAUUCAACUUGAAGCGAUUCUCAACACUAUUAAAGAAACAUAAGCCGCCGACACUUGAUUUAGAAGAACCUGUGACAUACACAAAAUAUAUACCCGUAUAUGGGGAAGGGGCACGCCCUGCAAGAAGCGACGUCGCUGACAUUUCGAGAAAUGUCUACUUAGAUAUUAAUGCAUUGUUUAUCAAAACACGAAUUGCUGACAAAGCAGAUAUCAAGCUUCACAUGAUCGAAAACAUGAGACCUUCAAAAAGUGAAAGCGUCCUAAGCAAAGAAACCAAACUAGGGAGUGAACCCCUACGUCCAACACCAAGUCAUGACAAUAUAGAUUGCGCCAUGAGUUCAGCGCGCGUUGCGCAACAAUGGGUUUGGAGAAAGGCUCAACAUGAAAUUCCUAACAUCCUAGACCCUAGAUACGAAGACGUGAAUAAUAUAGCAUAUUGCAAGGUUGCAGCAAUGCAUAACCCUAAGUUCGAGGUUAAACUUUUGGUUAAGACACGUGAUGUUGAUUUCGAAACAGGAUUAUCCCAGCACCACAAAACUCUUGUACUGACGGCAACACUUCGAGCAUUCUUCUUCCCAUCAACCUCAAUAAGCAUACGCUGGGUUCAUGAUAUACAAGAUGCAAUAGAAGAACUCGUUUCAGAUGACUUCAUUCAGAAAUUUGCCGGGUCGUACGGAGUUUGGCAGUACAGCGCUGUACUUGCUUUAUCAAACAGCGCAGGGGUGUUAGUUCGGCACCCAUCUUUGGCAUUUUUAAGGAGCAUCACAUCCAUUCUUGGAAUAUCUAUGGGAAGGUUACUCAUUUUGGCUAAACCUGGCCCAAUUGAGUUCUAUCGCAAAGACUUUGUGGAACAUCGUGUAGAUGCUAUAACUCCCCCGGUUGAUGAUGGUCGUGAGAAAUACGCCCAUGAGUACGAAUAUUGAUCGAAUAAUACGAGAGACUGAGCUUUGUUUUUUAAGAGUAGAAACA